AUGUUGAAUGUUUAAUAUGAGAGUGAUGACGACUCAUCCGCCAAUUUAGAGAACCCCAACAUUUUUAUAAGCUAAGCAUUAAGCUCAAAUGGGGAGGAAAAACAUCAAAGCAGUGAUAGAAUUGAUCUAUCCUCGAAUAUCAAGCCAAACAUUAUUAAAAAUGAGAGCUCUUCAUUUGGGUAUGCAUCAGAGGAUGAUCAAGGGGAAAACAAGAAAAUGAAUAAUAAUAAUUCACAUGCUACAUCCAAAUCUGAGCAAUCCUCUAACUCCAUAAUUUAAGUUGAGAUUGAGUAAUAGCAACCAGCUGAGCUUGAGGAAAUUGUAAAGAUGUUUGCACAUGAUUUACAAUAAUCAAUCCGACAAAGAUUCAAAAAUAAAUCUUAUAGCCAUAAAAUUACUACUAAUAAAAAACUACCCUUCGAGAUUUAAGCCAAAAUGGGAUAGGCAAAUAAUCUUUACGCUUUCAAUAAGUUCAAGGAGGCAAUCGAAAUACUAGAAGAAAUUAUUACUAAGAUGCCAGACCAUGCUGAGUCUUACUCCACGAUUUCUAGUAUUUAUGAGGAGAUGGGCGAUUAUGAGAAGAGUUUGAACUUUGGAGUUAUGGCUGCUUUCCUCCUCAAGACUGACGUCGAAAGAUGGUAGAAGUGCGCUAAUAUUGCUAAAUUUCUGAGGAAACUUCCAAUAGCCAUCUAUUGCAUGAAUAGAGCUAUCAAACAAACAUCUCAAACAACAGAUAUUGAUGAGAUAAUAAAAAUGAAAUUCGAGAAAAUAAGCAUCUACAAAAUGCAAAAUGACUACAGCUCUGCUGUUAGAACCUUAUAAAAGAUGAUUAAGAAAUUCAUCACGGAUUAUAGAAGAUCCUAUAUACUGAAUAAAGCUCUAGCUUAAACCUUCUUUGAGCAAGGCUAACAGUCAAAAAGUUUUGAAGUUUUGGACUAGAUGGUUGAGCUAAAUAAAAAUGACAACAAUCAUCUUCUUGAAAUCCUACUUCUAUAUGGUGACAUUGCAAGGCAAACAAAUUAAUUAGAGGAAUUCAUGAAACAAAUGAAAAGAUAAACAAUCAAGGAGACUCUUGAAAAUCUUAAGAAGUAAAGUGAAUAUAAGAUCAAAGUUUUCUAAAUUUAAGUAAGAAAAUUUAUGUGUCUCAUUGAGGAAGGAUCCUCGAGCACUUAAAUUGAUGACUUCAUUAAAAGUAUUUCAGAAUUCCAAAGGCUAAACAUCACGGAUAAACUAGAUCAAUACCAAAAAGUAGUUAGCUCUAUACUUAUGCUAGCUGAUUGCAUUGAGAAUAAAGCUAAUGAUGUCACAAGUACCAUAAGAAUAUAUGAAAGUCUUUUAAAUUUCAGUCUCUAAAUCGACCAACCUAACAUACUUUACAAAUUAGGAACUUUGUAUUAAAAAGUAAUUCAUUCAUUUAAUGAUUACAAUGUUUAGUUUGAUGAUUACAAUCUUGCAAAAGAAGCCCUAGAAUAAGCAUUCAUUAAAUGCCCUAUCGUAUAAAAUGGACAAAUAAGAAUAGAAUUAAGUAGUGUUUACAACCAUCUCGGUAUGAAUAAAAAAGCUCUGGAGAUUCUAUAGAAUCCAUUCCCAACGUAAUAAGCUGAAUAAACUGAGUCGAUACUUUAGAAGAGAACCCACAAAGAAAGAAAAAUGGAUGAUGAAGAUAUUAUAUUCUCAGAUGAGUCAGAAAAUGAAGGAUUUGAUAAGGGAAAUGACACCUUAGAAUAAAUGAUUGGAAAAAGUAAGCUACCUUGGAGGAAAUUUAUAGUGAAUGGCCAGAUGAAUUUAACUGGUAGUGAGAAUUCAAGCGACUGCUAAACUGACAGCAUGAUGCAAACUCUUAAUGGAAUGAGUAGUAUGCAAGGGACUCAUUCUCUUUUUGAACCAUUCAAAAAACCAUAAUUUGAUGACAAAGAAUUCCUUCUCAAGAGAAAUAGAAGAAUCUAAAAAAGAGCUAUUAUAAAGAAGGAUAUUGAAAAAGAAACUUAAUCCGAGAUGAAGCAAAAAAUGAGCAAAUUAAAAAUGGACUUAAUGUAAUUUUAAGCAAGUAAAUAUAUCCUUAUCCUUGAGCAGUGUAAACUUCACAUUAAACUCAACGAGAUAGAUUAAUUAAGCCUCACUCUAAAUGGAGAAAUCUAGAAGAUACUUGAUAAUAUGAUUCUCAGAUAAGAAUUAUAAGAUUUAAGUUAUAAGUAAAAUGUAAAAGGGGACACUCCUUAGAAAGAAGCUUUCUUUAUCAGAAAAUUAACCAACAGUGAUUCUGAGAGAGAAAUUGGAAGAAUAGUACAUAGCGCUAAGUUCAAAUUUAUAGAGGAAAUUGAUUAAUAUCCAACUGUUUUGACUUAGAUAAAGCCAGAAGAAUUGGUUGACAUUUUGUUUAAUUAUUUAAAGAGUUUGAUUCAAAGUGAAAAAUAUCAAUUAGCCAGUGAAAUUAUAGACUUGCUUAAUUAAGUCGAGCUCUUAAAAUAAAUCAUUAGUACAAACGAGAACUUGAAUAAGAUUUUCUACGAAAUCUCAACUAUUGCUUAUUUCCUUUCAGAUUAAAAUAAAAAAGCAUAUAAAGCUUUAAGAUAAAUCUCAAACUAGCAAGAUAUCCUAAAUUGGGCAAUGAUGGGGUCUAUUAUUUCUAAAAACGAUGAUUCUAGCUUUUGUAGAUCAUAUUUUAAGAGAAUUCUACAAUCUAAGCAGAUAUUUAACCCAUUUAUUUUGAUGAUUCUUGGAAAUAACUAUUUGUAAAAAUAACAAAUUGAACUUGCAUUGAGACAUUACUGGCUUUUGAACAAGGCUUAUCACAAUAAGAAUUCUCUCCUAAAUUUAAUUAUAGCCAUUACCUAUCUAUCAUAAUCUUAUCAAAGAACUAAUGAGGAUAAAGAGAAAUCAGUUAAGAGGGCACUUGCAUUUUUAAUGAGAUACAGUGAGACAAGAGAAGAUAAGAUCGAAGUUUAAUAUAAUGUGGCAAGGGCUUUACAAUUUAUGGGGCUUAACAUUAAUGCAAAAGAAAUUUAUGAGAGCAUAAUUGCAUUAAACAAAGAAUAACUUAAUGAUAAUCAAAAGCAAAUUUACACAAUGGCUGUGUUUAAUCUUUGCCAAAUGAUUAAGGGUGCAGGAAUCAAUUCAGGAAUCACUCUCUUAGAGGGCUGUCAGAUAGAAAGAAUUAAAAAUAAUGACUUAUAGAGGGCACAUGACCUAAUUAUGACUAAUAUUAUUAUAUGA
This is a messenger RNA of Stylonychia lemnae, 3213 nucleotides long. Lineage: Eukaryota; Ciliophora; Spirotrichea; Sporadotrichida; Oxytrichidae. The record is from the annotation of a GenBank genome assembly.